Molecule: messenger RNA, 4254 nt
Organism: Fundulus heteroclitus (mummichog)
Lineage: Eukaryota; Metazoa; Chordata; Actinopteri; Cyprinodontiformes; Fundulidae
Gene: prmt9
Product: protein arginine methyltransferase 9
Exons: 13
Coding region: 371-2914 (847 amino acids)
Biological process (GO): peptidyl-arginine methylation
Molecular function (GO): protein-arginine omega-N monomethyltransferase activity; protein binding
Source: RefSeq, a predicted model, not a curated record
CGUUUGCUCCCGAGCCGCUAUUCAUGCGGACAGCUGCGCUGCUCAGUUGGAUGUUUGCAUGUGUGAUUCAUUAGUAAAAUAAAAAAAAUCAAAAUAAAAUAAAUGCUCGUGGUUUGAUCAAGCUUAGUGUUAAAACUCUAAAUAUCAACAGACACAGGGCUAGCCCGCCGUAGCGACACGGGGAGCGGCUGUUUUUUUUUUUUUUAUCGGUGUCUGUUUGUCGUCAGGACCGCUUCUGUUUACAGGCUAGCUGCCGAUGGACGUCAUGUUCGGGUUUGCGCGCUGCCAACAUCAGUAAGUCCUCCGCUUUUGGCUGCGGCUUCAUCCCAGAUACCAGCCUGCUGGACUCCGACUCUGCUCUGAAGUAGGGAUGCCAAAUACCAGCGCAAGACCCAAGCAUGGGAGGAGGGCCCGGAGGCGACGCAGAGUGGAACCUGCCAGAGACCAGCUGGUGUCCAGUUCCCUGGAGAGCGCACAGCAGUGUCUGCUCAAUCAGGAUUAUGGAACAGCUUUUGUGCACUACCUCCUCGUCCUCAACCUCGCACCUGUGUUCAAGGAUUUUGCACAGGACUCCUUCAGGUUCACUCUCUUUAAAUGGGCCGAAGAGCUGGACUCUGUGGGCCGGAUUCAGGAACUCUUUGACUGUUACGAGCAAGCGCUGGAAAUUUUCCCUGCCGACGAAGUCAUCCUCAACAGCAUGGGAGAACACCUUUUCCGAAUGGGAUUUAGGGAUGAAGCCGCGGGCCAUUUCCACAAGGCCUUAAAGCUCAAACCGGACUACCCAGAAGCCAGAGAGAAUUUCUACCGCGUGGCCAACUGGCUGGUGGAGCGCUGGCAUUUCCUCAUGCUCAACGACCACGGCAGGAACCGCAAGUACCAGCAGGCCAUUCACAAGGCGGUUCAGAGCGGCUGCAGCACCGUACUUGAUAUAGGUACUGGCACUGGAAUCCUUGGUAUGUGUGCCAAGAAAGCAGGUGCUGCUGAGGUGUACGCCUGCGAGCUUUCAAAGACGAUGUAUGAACUGGCCUGUGAGGUGGUGGCCGCUAACGGGAUGGAAGGGAGCAUCAAAAUCCUCCAUAAGAAGUCCCUGGACAUGGAAGUACCAACGGACCUCCCACACAGGGUCUCAUUGGUGGUGACUGAGACAGUCGAUGCGGGGCUGUUUGGAGAGGGCAUCAUAGAGAGUCUUAUUCAUGCCUGGCAUCACCUCCUGCUGCCUCCAGAGAGGGGUGAUGGUGAAUUCAGAGGAGAUUCUACCUCAGGUCGAGUCAUCCCUGCUGGAGCCACUGUGUUUUGUAUGGCUGUCGAGUGCCUGGAGAUCCGCCGCCAUCACCGGCUCUGUGCUGCAGAGGUGGGGGGUCUUCCCAUGGCAGCCGCAGGGGAGCUGCGCAGUCCGGUGAGCUGCAACCAGGAGCAAGAUGACUCCACGGAGCCGUACACCACAGAGAGGCUCAGCCGGCUGCCCGGGGGGUACAGAGCGCUCACAGAGCCGUUCACGGCCCUCACUAUAGACUUCAAUAACGUUCAGGAACUGGAAGGCCUGAGCUCCAGGGAAGUCCGGGAGAUCCGGCUGCCCGUUAAUCAGGGAGGAGAGCUGGAUGCUCUGGCUGUGUGGUUCCAGCUCCAUCUGGACGAGGAGAACAGCCUGUCCACUGGACCGGAGGAAGACACCUGCUGGGAACAGGCCAUCUACCCGGUCCACAGUGCAAUGAGUUUUGCACUAAAGCCACGAGACGAGCUGAUAGUUGACGUCUCCUGCCGCGACGCCUACCUGAGACUCUGCUGCGUCGCUGUCCUGAGAGACGGACACAAAAUCUAUCUCGACAAGCGCGUGGAUCUACAGAACCCUGGGAAACCUGCGCCGAACCCGAACCCCGAAGUGGAACUGUGCAGCGCAUUAGCGUGUCUCCAGACUGGUCCGAGUGAGCCCGAAGACUUCUGUAUGCUGGAGUGCUCAGAGAUGGCGCUCCUGAACAAUCAGGAUUACCACCAGAGCUUUCGCCUGGCGCUAACCAAGCUCCUCUCCGAACUGAAGUUUAAAAACGGGAACCCGAACACGGGCGGUACCGCCGUGUCCGCGGUGGAUAGCGGUUUACGUUACGUGCUGGAUGUGUCUGAGGGCUUCUCUCUGCUCUCCCUCAUCGCGGCGCGCCAAGGUCAAGUAAAAGCCUACAGCUCCGUGGAGAAGACCAAGCAGCAGAACGUCCUGCGGAGACUUGCUCAGGCCAACGGGAUCUCUGAGCAGCAUCUAGAGUUCUGGCUGAACCACACAGAGGAUGAGCAGGGGGUCCUACAGCGGCCGUCGCGGGAGAAGCUGUGGACCGCCAUCAUCCUGGACUGCGUGGAGACAUGCGGGCUCAUUAGGCAGAAGCUGAUGGAGAAAGCUUCCCUGGCCAGGUUUCUGCUGGAAGAAGGAGGGCGCAUCUUUCCAGGGAAGAUCGUUGUGUAUGGGAUGCUGGUGGAGUCCGACACGCUGCUACUGGAGAGUGCCGUGCAGGGCCGGGAACCAACACUGGGAUUUAAUAUCGCUCCUUUCAUUAAUCAGUUCACUGUACCGGUUCAUGUUUUUCUGGACUUUUCCACUCUGGAGUGCAGACACCUCAGUGAGGCUCUGGAGCUUUUUGUUCUCGACCUCAUGGAGGCCAUGGCGAACUACACCGAGAGGGAAGUCAAGGUGCAGGCCAUCGCUGGAGGCAGGAUCACCGCCAUUCCCUUCUGGUACCAGAUCCACUUGGACCAGGACGUCAGUGUGAGCACCCUCAGCCGGACCUCUCACUGGAAGCAGGCCGCCGUCGUUCUGCAGCAGCCCCUGGAGGUUCACGCUGGGGACUGGAUCCGUCUCGCUGUGAAGCUUCACAAAAGCACCAUCUCCAUCGCUGCUCAUAUAGACGACGCUCCCGCGCAGAUGGACUGAACUGACGCUGUAGCGUUGUUUUAUACGUUUUUAGCUGAUCGCCGUUGUUACAGUUUGUGGGAAAUCUGAUCAAAUAUUUAGCUGUAGGCUUUUUUUUUUUUUUUUAUGUAACGCCAAUGUUUUAAUGGUCAGAUGAUAGAUUUAGUACCUGACCUGCAUGACAAACCUUUAACUGCCCUCGUGACAGAACUGCUCCAGAACAUUCUGAUGUAGCUGAAGCUGCGCGGCGCACAUUGUCACUGUGCGCGUAAAAAUUCACGGUGGCAUUUAACUUGUUCUUAUGGACCCAGAUGUUGUAAAGACAUUUCUAUCUAGGAAUACUGUUCACCAAUGCACGUGGCAUUUUCCCCUAAUACACACUGAAAAUGCUGUUUUUGGUCAUUUGAUAUUUUGAAAAGCAGAUUUGACAUAUUUCAGUAAGGUUUAUAAAAAGGCAACGUGCAUGAGACACGCACUGCUCAACGUAAAGUAACAGUUUUUGAUCAGAUUAUAAUUCCUACAUCUGGCAUAUUGAUCUGGUCAGUUCAGCAGUAGACGGGGUUGUUCAUCACCGUCGGCUGUUCUGCUGUCAACGAAAUCAACACCAAGGGGACCCAAAAGGACAACGAUACAACCCCAAAAACAGGAAGGGUCCUGCAGGUGGAGGUCACAAACAUUUUCCCCCCUCCUCAUUUCUUCUUGACUGCUUUUCAGUAGUGCUGCACUUCACCGGGGUCAGAGUCAUUGCUGGUACCAUGAGGCAGUACCUGGACCCUACAGAGGUUGCACCAGGCAGUCCUACUCCACCAGGAUGGCUCAUCGAUGAGGGUCAUUUCUGGGAUUGCUGUGUCUCUCAGCACAGUCUGAAGUUACUCAGUUAUUUAACACAUCAGCAGGACCGGUCUCUGACAUUAGAACCAGACUUCAUGGGGGUGGUCUGAGGGCCCGAUGUCCUCUUAUAAGGCCCGGGGCUCACUGCCAGACACCAUGGAGUGGACUGGUCUUUACCAGAGAACACCAGAAUUGGCAGGUUCAGGGUUCCAUGGAGGGACACACAGACCUGUACAGGAUCAGCAAUGGCACCCAUACCGCCAUUAGGUGUUGGGAUGAAAUCCUCAAACUCAUCGUUAGGCCCUUCGCUGCUGCAUUGGGUCCUGGGUUCCUCCUGGUGCAUGAUAAUGGCUGCCCUCAUGCGGCAAGAGUGUGAAGCCGGUUCCUAGAGUAGGGGUCACCAACCUUUUUUGAAACAGAGAGCUACUACAUUGGUGUUGUGGCAUAUAAAGGGUUACCUGUACUGAUCUUUGAAAUAAAAGGAGUCAGAGUUCCCCUUAUGUUUAUGAAAAAUAAACACCUGUUUCAUA